GGUUGGUUUAUUUAGCGGAGGCCAAGAGGGAAGAAGAGAAGAAGCGAAAAUGAACAGCAACAGCAACAGCAACGUUGGAGGGGGAUUCAGGUCAAGGUUGAAUCACUACCUCUAUAGCGGUGACAAGAAACAUGUCUUCGUUGGUUUAACUCUCAUCACCGCUGUCUUUACCAUCCCAUGGUACUUUAUGAGCAGAGGGACCAAACACCAGUCUCAUCAAGAUUACUUGGAAAAAGCUGAUAAAGCCAGGAGCCAAAGACUCUCAUCCAGUUCUGCUUCUGCCAAAUGAUCUUCAUCAACAUUCUGUUGAAGAGCAUACUUUUUCCAGUAACACUUAAUUAAAAGGCUUCAAAUAUGUUUGUUGGAUGUCCUUUUCUCUCUAGUUUUAUUCGAUGGGAUGGAGAUCCAUCUUCCUUUUUCCAUAUUCGCAUACUGUUAAAUUAGUCUUUUAUUUGGGAAACAAAAAAGAACUAAUGAUGUAUAAGAAAAUUUCCUUAUAUAAUAAAAUUGGUUAGGUAUGAUUUUCCUGUUUGAAGCA
Glycine soja is the source of this 538-nucleotide messenger RNA. RefSeq lists its product as uncharacterized. Lineage: Eukaryota; Viridiplantae; Streptophyta; Magnoliopsida; Fabales; Fabaceae. The transcript is spliced from 2 exons. Bases 50 to 289 code for a protein of 79 amino acids. The record is from RefSeq and is a predicted model, not a curated record.